AUGUUUCAUCACGUCAAGGAAAGUGUUGUUAAUGGAUGCUCAAGUCAUGUUCAUACAGAUGAACAUGAUGUAUAUUUGUGUAGAGGUAAAUGCAAUCAUUAUCAUGAAUCAAAUUUAGAUUUAAUCCGAACGAUAUGUCUUCCUCAAACAAUGAAGAAACGCGUUUUAAAUGAAUUAACAACUAUUGGUAUUAUAUAUGAAGAAGAAAUGGCAAAAUCAGCACUUAGUGCUGCUGGUGUUGUUACAUUUCCUACCAAAUCAAGAAGUUUGUGA
Rotaria sordida is the source of this 273-nucleotide messenger RNA. Lineage: Eukaryota; Metazoa; Rotifera; Eurotatoria; Philodinida; Philodinidae. The record is from the annotation of a GenBank genome assembly.